Molecule: messenger RNA, 1185 nt
Organism: Schizosaccharomyces japonicus yFS275
Lineage: Eukaryota; Fungi; Ascomycota; Schizosaccharomycetes; Schizosaccharomycetales; Schizosaccharomycetaceae
Product: diphosphomevalonate decarboxylase
Exons: 1
Coding region: 1-1185 (394 amino acids)
Biological process (GO): isoprenoid biosynthetic process; isopentenyl diphosphate biosynthetic process, mevalonate pathway
Cellular component (GO): cytosol
Molecular function (GO): diphosphomevalonate decarboxylase activity; carboxy-lyase activity
Source: RefSeq, a predicted model, not a curated record
AUGUCCGCUCCCGUGUAUCAGAAAACGGUCUCUGCUCCUGUAAAUAUCGCUGUCAUUAAAUACUGGGGAAAACGUGAUGUCGGAUUGAACCUUCCUUCUAACUCAUCUCUUUCAGUUACGUUGUCUCAAAAUGACCUCCGUACAUUGACUACGGCCAGCUGCAGUGCUGCAUUUGAAGAGGAUUCUCUGUGGUUAAAUGGAGCAAUGGAAUCCAUGUGUGAAAGCCCUCGUUUGUCGGUGUGUGUCCGUGAGCUUCGUAAAAGCCGUUUGGAAUUAGAGGCUAAAAACGAGUCGUUGGAAAAGAUUGCCAACUACAAACUUCGUGUGGUGUCUGAGAACAAUUUCCCCACAGCUGCCGGUUUGGCUUCUUCGGCUGCCGGUUUUGCAGCAUUUGCUCAAGCCAUUUGCGCGUUGUACGAAUUGCCUUGGACCCCUACCGAGCUUUCUCGAGUUGCUCGUCAGGGUUCGGGCAGUGCUUGCCGUAGUUUGUUCGGCGGUUACGUGUCUUGGGAAAUGGGCGAGCAGCCUACUGGAGCCGACAGUGUUGCUGUCCAAGUGGCUCCUGUCGAGCACUGGCCCGAAAUGCGUGUCGCCAUUCUUGUCGUCUCUGCUGCGAAGAAGGGUGUCUCCUCUACUGCCGGCAUGCAGGCUACCGUCGCAACGUCAUCUCUCUUCGCCGAACGAGCACGUAACGUCGUUCCUCAACGUAUGGUUGAAAUGAAGAAUGCCAUUCGUGCUCGCGAUUUUGCUUCGUUUGCCCAACUCACGAUGAAGGAUUCUAACCAAUUCCACGCCGUUUGCCUCGAUACCACCCCUCCUAUUUUCUAUCUCAACGACACCUCCCGUGCCAUCAUUCGUGCUGUUGAGAGUAUUAACUCGUCCGUUAACGGCUAUGCUGCAGCUUACACUUUUGAUGCUGGCCCGAACGCUGUUAUCUACUUCCUUGAGAAGGACUCGGAUCUUGUACUUACUACUCUCCGUUCCGUGACUCAAAACGCCGAGGGUUGGGAGAAGGCAGACUUCAAGCCUGUAGAGUCUUCUGAAUUCUUGAAUCUUGAGCCAACUGUCAUUGACACAAUUUCAUCUGGUGUCAGCCGUGUUAUUUUGACUCGUGUUGGUGAUGGCCCUCAAGUCCUUCCUGAUACCGAGUCUCUUGUGGAUACCCAAGGAAACCCCAAAUUGUAA